Molecule: messenger RNA, 1968 nt
Organism: Solanum dulcamara
Lineage: Eukaryota; Viridiplantae; Streptophyta; Magnoliopsida; Solanales; Solanaceae
Product: anthocyanidin 3-O-glucosyltransferase 2-like
Exons: 1
Coding region: 242-1681 (479 amino acids)
Molecular function (GO): UDP-glycosyltransferase activity
Source: RefSeq, a predicted model, not a curated record
AUAUUCAAUAAUUAUUACAAUAUUACUUUAAGGUCAAUGUUGGACCCGUGGCUACUCCUAACUAGUUUCAGCUUUUGAGGUUAAAAUAAUCACUAUUGACUUUACAUAGUAUGAUAUGGCCGUGACCAAUACCAAAGUGUAUAAUAAGCUAUUAAAAAUGCAAUGACAAAACAUAUAUGUUGUAAAUCUCUAAACUUGUUUUACUCUGUACUCUGUCCAUAGAAAUCCAAAGAAGGCCUCAAUGACGAGGAACGCAGAGCUUGUUUUCAUUCCUUCGCCGGCAGCAGGUCAUCUCAUCUCCGCAGUUGAAACUACAAAACUCAUUCUCAACAGAGAUGAAAGGCUCAGCAUCUCUAUCCUCAUUAUGAAGCUUCCAAUGGAUUUCGGUAUUCAAUCCUAUAUCGAAUCGCACUCAUUUAUACCCCGUUUGCAGUUUGUCGACAUUACCGUUGAUAAGAAAACUAUUGCUGGAUUCAUGUCAAAUAAGGAGACAUUCUUCAUGAACUUCAUUCAAAGUCACAAACCAAAAGUAAAGGAUUUUUUGAAUAACUCUAGAUUGAACUCUCACCUCGCAGGCUUCGUUCUUGACAUGUUCUGCACUUCAAUGAUAGACGUAGCCCAUGAAUUUUGUGUUCCAAGUUACAUUUUCUUUACCUCAAAUGCUGCUUUCCUUGCCCUCUGUUUUCAUUUCGAGACUCUGAUAAAGGAGCAUCGUAUCGAUACCUCCAAGUACAAAGAUUCCAGCGAAGAAUUAACAAUUCCUGGUUUUAAAAACCCGUAUCCUGCGAAAUUCUUGCCUAGAUUGACAACAGAUCAAGGGGUCAUGACGACCACGUUCUUUGAUUCGAUUACUCGCUUCAAAGAGACGAAGGGUAUUAUGGUCAACACCCUCACCGAGCUAGAACCUUUUCCUCUUCAAUCUCUAUCAGUUCCACGAAUUUAUCCAGUUGGUCCAGUGGUGAAUUUGAAGGAAGGGGGUCACGGUCGAAACAGUCAAUCCGAAACAGAAAACAUUAUCAAAUGGUUGGAUGAUCGGCCAGAGUCUUCUGUAGUGUUUUUGUGCUUUGGAAGCAUGGGAAGCUUUGAUACUGAACAGAUCAAAGAAAUAGCAGUUGCACUGGAGUGUAGCGGUCACAGAUUCUUAUGGUCUUUACGAAGAUCUCCACCAAAGGGGCAAAUCGAGCUGCCAAGUAACUACGAGAAUGUUCAAGAAGUUCUACCAGAAGGGUUUAUUGAAAGGACAAAUGAGGUUGGGAAAGUGAUAGGAUGGGCACCUCAAGUAGCAAUACUAUCUCAUCCAGCAGUGGGUGGAUUUGUAUCGCAUUGUGGAUGGAAUUCUGUACUCGAAAGCUUGUAUUUCGGGGUACCAAUAGCUACUUGGCCCCUGUACGGUGAACAACAGAUGAACGCAUUUGAGUUGGUUCAAGAAUUGGGAGUGGCAGUGGAGAUUCGAAUGGACUAUUUCAAGGAUUUUCAUGGGAAAUAUGAGGAUGUCGACAUUCUAGGUGCGAAGGAAAUUGAACGUGUCAUACGACAACUGAUGGCUAAUGGAGACGAAAAUGAAAUAAGGAAAAAGGCCAAGGAGAUGAAGGAGAAAAGCAGGGCAGCCAUGAAGGAGGGUGGUUCAUCUUAUGCAUCUCUUGGGCUUCUAAUUGAGGAUGUUAUUAGUAACAUUUCUUGAUCAUUUUAUUUCACAAUAAUGAUAAUUGGUUGCUCUAUCUUUAAAUAAUUUCUAUUAUAAUAAAGGAUCAAGAGAAAAGAACAGAAAGAAAAAAGUCUCUCAUAAAUGUUCCUAGACUAUAAACCUUUGUGAAGCUGGUAUAGAGACUAUGUGACCAAUAACUAUUUACACUUUGUUUGGAUGGUUGUUACGUAUUGUUUCAUAAUAUAUCGUGUUAUAUUGUAUUGUGUUGUACUAUAUCAUACUAUAUUAUUUUUAUAAAUAUAAUGUUUGGAUAAAUUGUAUCA